Molecule: messenger RNA, 2220 nt
Organism: Camellia sinensis
Lineage: Eukaryota; Viridiplantae; Streptophyta; Magnoliopsida; Ericales; Theaceae
Product: transmembrane 9 superfamily member 3
Biological process (GO): protein localization to membrane
Cellular component (GO): membrane
Source: RefSeq, a predicted model, not a curated record
GAUCGAACUGGAGGAAGCUAUUCCCUUAUCAAGUAUCCCGUAGCCACAACUUUGGAGGGAGAGAGCGUGACGAAAACUUUUUUUGUGCUAUGCUCCUUCCCAUAUAAUUAUUCCCCCCAGAAACCAGAGAACAACAACAAUGGAGAAGCGAAUGUGGUUCCUCAUCAUCGGCGUACUCGUAACGUGUCUCUGUAUCCAAGUGAGAUCAGACGCCUCCGAUCAUCGCUAUCAAUCCUCCGACCCCGUCCCUCUCUACUCUAACAAGGUCGGUCCCUUUCACAAUCCCAGUGAAACAUACCGAUAUUUCGACCUUCCCUUCUGUUUUCCAGAUCAUAUGAAAGAGAAGAAGGAAGCCUUGGGUGAGGUGUUGAAUGGGGAUCGUCUUGUCAGUGCACCUUAUACACUUGACUUCUUAGUUGAUAAAGAUUCUGAAGUUGUUUGCAGAAAGAGGCUGACAAAGGAAGAAGUUGCUCAGUUCCGAACUGCAGUCUUGAAAGACUAUUACUUCCAGAUGUACUAUGAUGACUUGCCCAUUUGGGGUUUCAUGGGAAAGGUUGACAGGGAAGGCAGAUCUGACCCAAAUGAUUACAAAUACUUCCUUUUCAAGCAUAUCCAUUUUGAUAUACUGUACAAUAAGGACCGUGUGAUUGAGGUCAGUGCUCGAAUGGAUCCUCAUUCUGUUGUUGACCUGACAGAGGACAAGGAAGUUGAUGUCGAGUUCACUUAUACAGUGAAAUGGAAGGAAACAAACAUUCCGUUCGAGAAUAGGAUGGAAAAAUUCUCUCAGACUUCUUCUUUACCGCAUCACUUAGAGAUUCAUUGGUUUUCAAUUGUAAACUCAUGCGUCACAGUUCUCCUCUUAACUGGUUUUCUUGCAACGAUUCUCAUGCGGGUCCUCAAGAAUGAUUUUAUCAGGUAUGCACAUGAUGAGGAGUCAGCUGAUGACCAAGAGGAGACAGGAUGGAAGUAUAUUCAUGGUGAUGUAUUUCGAUUCCCGAAACAUAAAUCUUUAUUUGCUGCAGCCCUAGGUUCUGGCACCCAGCUGUUUACUCUUACAGUAUUUAUUUUUCUGCUUGCAUUGGUGGGUGUAUUUUAUCCAUACAACCGAGGAGCUCUAUUUACUGCACUGGUGGUCAUAUAUGCACUCACUUCAGGAAUUGCAGGUUAUGUAGCAACCUCUUUCUAUUGUCAGCUUGAAGGGACCAACUGGGUGAGAAAUUUGUUGCUGACGGGAUCCCUUUUCUGUGGGCCUCUGUUUCUCACAUUCUGCUUCCUUAACACUGUUGCUAUUGUAUACAGUUCUACUGCAGCACUGCCUUUUGGGACGAUUGUGGUAAUAGUUCUGAUAUGGAUGUUAGUGACAUCGCCCUUGCUUGUGUUGGGUGGGAUUGCUGGGAAAAAUAGCAAAACUGAUUUCCAAGCUCCAUGCCGCACCACAAAGUAUCCUAGAGAAAUUCCACAGUUGCCGUGGUACAGGAGUACUGUUCCUCAGAUGGCCAUGGCAGGGUUUUUGCCUUUCAGUGCUAUCUACAUUGAACUUUACUACAUAUUUGCUAGUGUGUGGGGUCACAGAAUUUACACAAUAUACAGCAUCCUGUUUAUUGUCUUCAUUAUCCUUUUGAUCGUAACUGCUUUCAUUACUGUGGCAUUGAUAUACUUUCAGCUUGCUGCUGAAGAUCAUGAAUGGUGGUGGAGGUCUUUUCUUUGCGGUGGAUCAACUGGCUUAUUCAUCUAUGGCUACAGCUUGUAUUACUACCAUGCAAGAUCAGACAUGUCUGGCUUCAUGCAAACUUCAUUUUUCUUUGGGUACAUGGCAUGCAUUUGUUAUGGGUUUUUUCUCAUGCUUGGGGCUGUUGGUUUCCGGGCUGCUUUGCUCUUUGUUCGCCACAUAUACCGGUCUAUCAAGUGCGAGUAGUGUGUUGGUCUUUAAGGUGUACUCUCUCUCUCUCUAUUCGUCUUCUAUUUUUUGUCAUAGAGAAGGGUUCCUGUUUUUGGCUAGAAGGUAGUCUGCAAAGUACCUCUCACUUCGAGAAGGUUCUACGGAUGGGAGUUCUCAUUUUUGAUAGGAUCCACUCAGUUCUUUCUUUUAUUGUUACACAUACCUUCAGUUCCUGGAAAAUGAAUUUUGAUUCCUUAUGUAAUAUAAGCUUUAAGUUGCCCACAAUGAAAUCCCUUUAUUGAUUUGCUGAAUAAAUAAUAAAUUCUCUUACAUGUGGUUCA